AUGGCCUCCCUUGAUGUUGGUAUCAUUGUUGCCUGGGAGGCGCUAUUAAGGUCACUUCUAAGCCCGGGACUAGGGGGGGACCUUUCUCGCUUGUUGCACAUCUCGAACACCUUUGAACCCGUCCCAGGUAUGGAACCGCUUCGCGUUGGCGAUCUACUGAAGACAACAUUACGCAUUACCGCGGUAACAAUAAAGCCACUGGGAAAACUGGUCGAGGUUACCGUGGUGAUUAAACGGGAAGAGGCAUCCAUCAUGAAAAUCACGUCUGAAUUCCUCAUACAAGGUCAAUUUCCCCAUCAUCAUCAGAGCUUCCCAUCCUCAGAGGCCAAUGAGUGGGCUCUACCUUUGGACUCCCCGAAAGCAGUGGUUUUACUACGAAGCAGACCGUGGUUCAAGCCAGAUGCAAAGUGUCCAGAGCUUCUUGACAAGACUCUCCUAUUCAGGAUCACGUCUCAAUCGAGCAAGAUGUUCACUUUGAAUACUAGUGGCUUUGCCGGCUUGUCGACAACGAUUGUCCAUGGGAUGAAUACGUCUGCCGUUGUUCGAAGUAUGAUUGAAGACCACUUGGCAAAAACGGGCUGCGCCAAGUUCUGCCGGUGGUCUACAACAUUCGAGGAUGUUGUUCGUGGUGGCGAUCGCCUGCGCAUCGAACUGCAGCACCAAGGGAUGAUUUCUGGAAAUAUGGCACUUGAGGUUCAGGCUCCGACAGCCUAUCCAUUCUGUGGGCAAGGCAGUCAGAAGAAGGAAAUGGGUAUGGCAAUCUACGAAACUGAUGGAUCUGCCAAAUCGGCGUGGCACAGAGGACACCGUUACCUGUUUGAGCUUUAUGACCCGGCACUGAUAAGUCCACAAGGAUUCUCACUGCUGAACAUUGUCCGCAACAAUCCCAAAAGUCUCACAGUCUAUUUCGGGACCACGAAAGGUCGUCAAAUCCGAGCAAACUAUCUUGCUCUCGCCCGCACUGAAGUCAUCAAUGGACGCGAAAUCACAGUACCAGUCGUUGAUGGUUUGAGUGAGUCAUCAAGUUCGAUCACCUUUGAGGAACCAAAUGGACUCUUGUUCUCGACACAGUUUGCACAGCUGGCGAUCAGUCUGAUGAACAUAGCCGAAUCAAGUGCGCUCAAAGCCCGCGGUCUCUUCCAACAAGGUGCCGCGUUCGCGGGCCACUCGCUUGGCGAGUACAGCGCCUUGCUCGCCUGUGCUGACUUUAUGAGUUUGGAGAACCUCCUUAGUGUCUUGCCUUUUGGCUUCUUCAUAUUCUUCCAUUCUACCCCCACUGCACCGAGCAGACUAAUCGACGCCGCUCUCUUGAGGCACCAAGUCUCGAAGCGCCGCUGCCCCAGCAUGGAUGAUACUCUCUGGACUGAUGCCAGGGAUUUUGAGCUCAAGAAGACCUACGCCAAACCCGUAGAGAAACUGGUAGCCCACCCACUUCGAAGUGGACGUGUGCAAGUCGAGGAGCAGACAGAGCCCCGCGCCUACAGACAUGACGACCGCACUGGCUAUAAAGAAGGUGAGGCACAUGCAAUGGGCAAAGACGACAAAGAGGGCGAUGUUGCGGCCAUUCGACCAGGGGCAAGUUGUACCACCCCACGCAAGCGCGAGGAGGAGGCAGACAAUGGACGGAACGAAGAUGACGGUGCUGAUGGGAUCAAGGCUCCAGAAUAUCUUCCUCCAGGUCUUUUGGCUUUGCCGCUGUGGCUUCAGCCUGAGAAGCAGCAGACCGACGGCCGCUACGCCGCCCAGCAGUAG
This is a messenger RNA of Aspergillus nidulans FGSC A4, 1752 nucleotides long. RefSeq lists its product as uncharacterized. The transcript is spliced from 8 exons. Gene Ontology annotation, molecular function: transferase activity; fatty-acyl-CoA synthase activity. The record is from RefSeq and is a predicted model, not a curated record. The coding region runs from base 1 to 1752 and encodes 583 amino acids. NCBI's taxonomy places the organism in Eukaryota, Fungi, Ascomycota, Eurotiomycetes, Eurotiales, Aspergillaceae.